AUGGGUCAAAGAUUGUUAGAAGAAUCAAACCAAGUUCGAUUGAAAGUUUGCUUCGCUAGUGAUGUGAUGAUAACUUUCCUGGGGUCCGACAUAUCGUAUGAUGCUUUGUGUGCAGAGAUGAGGGACAUUUGUAAAUUCGAUCAAGAUCAGCCAUUCACAAUCAAAUGGGUGGAUGAAGAAGGGGACCCUUGCACCAUAACAUCUCACAUGGAACUGGCUGAAGCAUUUCGUCUUUAUGAACUUAACAAAGAUUCGGAAAUCGUUAUUCAUGUAUUCCCAAAUGUGCCUGCUGGACCUGGCCAGCCAUGCAUCGGAGAAGACAGAAACAUGUACAGGAGAGGUGCAAGGAGGUGGAGGAAGUUGUACAGAGUCAAUGGACAUCUCUUCCAACCUAAGAGAUUUAGCAGGAAGGCAGCCUGUGUAUAUUGUGGGGAUAGGAUCUGGGGCCUGGGAAGGCAGGGCUUCAAAUGCAUCAGCUGCAAACUCCUGGUCCACAAAAAGUGCCAUAAACUUUAUAAGCACUCGUGUGGAACCUACGUACAUUUAGAUGUGUUGGAGACAAAGGGUGCAAUUGGAUUAGAUGAUUUCCAUCUACUGCGUGUGAUUGGUCGUGGGAGCUACGCCAAAGUAUUUGUGGUAGAGCAGAAAAAGACGAAACGCCUGUAUGCCAUGAAGGUUAUCAAGAAGGAGCUUGUCAACGACGAUGAGGAUAUAGAUUGGGUGCAGACGGAGAAGCACGUGUUUGAAGUGGCAUCCAACCACCCAUUCCUCGUGGGACUGCAUUCUUGUUUUCAAUCUCCUAGUCGUUUGUUCUUCAUAAUUGAGUUUGUGAACGGAGGUGACCUGAUGUACCACAUGCAGAGGCAGAGAAGACUUCCAGAAGAACACGCUCGAUUCUAUGCUGCUGAGAUCUGUCUAGCGCUUAAUUUCUUACAUGAUAAAGGCAUCAUUUAUCGAGAUCUCAAGUUAGACAAUGUACUGUUGGAUUCUGACGGGCACAUCAAACUUACUGACUAUGGAAUGUGCAAGGAGGGCUUGCGAGCAGGCGAGACCACGAGCACCUUUUGUGGCACCCCCAACUACAUUGCUCCUGAGAUUCUCAGAGGAGAAGAAUAUGGCUUCAGUGUUGAUUGGUGGGCCCUUGGUGUGCUUAUGUUCGAAAUGUUGGCUGGCCGGUCACCUUUUGAUAUUGUCGGCCAGACUGACAACCCUGAACAAAAUACAGAAGACUAUCUCUUCCAAGUCAUCUUGGAAAAACCGAUAAGAAUUCCUCGUUCUCUGUCAGUGAAGGCAGCUGGAGUGUUGAAAGGAUUCCUGAACAAGACACCAAGUGAACGUUUGGGCUGCAGCGUGCAGUACGGAUUCCAAGAGAUCCAGGUGCAUUCCUUCUUCAAAACGAUCGACUGGGACCAGUUGUACUCCAAGCAGAUCAUCCCGCCCUAUCGGCCAGCUGUCCAAUCAGAGAUGGACCUCGAACACUUUGACCCACAGUUCACUAAUGAACCUGUUCAGCUGACUCCUGAUGACUCGAAAGUGAUAUUGAAGAUAGACCAAUCUGAAUUUGAUGGCUUUGAGUACGUCAAUCCUCUUCUUAUGUCUUCUGAAGAUUGCGUCUGAGCAUGUUGGUCCAACAAAUGAGAAAUGGAGAGAGAGAGAGAGAGAGAGAGAGAGAGAGAAAGUGUUUGUUAUCUAUCUAAAUAGUGUUAUUACUUAUCUCGUUUCGUUUCAUAAUGUGUGUAUGA
Molecule: messenger RNA, 1742 nt
Organism: Helobdella robusta
Lineage: Eukaryota; Metazoa; Annelida; Clitellata; Rhynchobdellida; Glossiphoniidae
Exons: 17
Coding region: 1-1617 (538 amino acids)
Biological process (GO): establishment or maintenance of cell polarity; protein phosphorylation
Molecular function (GO): protein binding; ATP binding; protein serine/threonine kinase activity
Source: RefSeq, a predicted model, not a curated record